Molecule: messenger RNA, 1922 nt
Organism: Diorhabda sublineata
Lineage: Eukaryota; Metazoa; Arthropoda; Insecta; Coleoptera; Chrysomelidae
Product: ribosome biogenesis protein NOP53
Exons: 2
Coding region: 191-1516 (441 amino acids)
Biological process (GO): ribosomal large subunit assembly; rRNA processing
Cellular component (GO): nucleolus
Molecular function (GO): 5S rRNA binding
Source: RefSeq, a predicted model, not a curated record
AUUUUUUAGAUAUAAACUCAAGUAUAGAAAAAACUUAUUAAUUAUAUACUGGCAACAAGAAGUAGUUUUGUCUAUGAUCACUAAUUGGAAGAUUAUUUUUCUAAUCAGAAAAAUUGUCAACAAUGUCAACGUCAGUUACACGUGGUACUAAUAGCAAUUCAAUAAUUAAAUUUGUAUUCAAGUUAUAAUAAUGGUUUUAUCUAGUAUUAAAAAGAAAAGAGUUUCAAAAAAAUUGAAAAAAUCCUGGAGAAAACAUGUCAAUAUUAACGAUGUCGAAGAAUUCUUAGAAGAAAAGAGGUUAGAGGAGAGACUAGGGCCACCGAUAGAAACUAUACCAGAUGAAGCACUUUUCAAAUUAGAUACUAAACCGUCAGUAGAGCUGUUGUCUAAAACAGAAAGGCGGAAACUCAAAGCUGUUAAACCGUUAAAAUGUUUUUCCGCCCUACAACCAUAUACAAACGUCCCAGAUCCAAUAGCAAAAAGAAAUCGUGUUCGAACUAAAGAAGAACGAAAAAAUGAAUUGGUAAAGAAAAAAGAAAAAUUUAAUGAAAUUAAAGGAAUAGUUAAACGUAAAAGUAUCGUAGCAGACUUGAAUAGAAAACUAGAUGACAUUAAGAGAAAAAAUAGACCUAAACGGGGGGAGUUCGCCGUUGAUUUAUGGGAAGGAGAUAAUCAAAAAGAAGAGGAAUGGGUAGACCUGAAUACAAAAAAUCAUAAUUUGAGAGGAAUUAGUGUACCUGUGAAAAAAACGAUUGGUAGGAAAAAUAAAGAUGUUCCAGCAAUUGAACCACCUCAUCCUGGUAUGUCUUAUAAUCCAAGUUAUGAAGACCACCAAGAUUUAUUACAGCAGGUGGCAGAAAAAGAGAAGAAACUAAUGAAAGAAGAAGAACACUUAAGAAGGGUUACAAGUGGCAUGUUUAGCAAAGUAACAGAAACAAAACGCGAACAAGAUUGGUUAGUAGAUAUGUCUCAAGGUUUACCUAGUAAAAAUAACCCACAGUCAGAACAUGAAGACAGCGAUUCCGAGUUUAAAUCUGUGAAUCCUGCUGUUAAAAAUGCAAAAAAGACAUUAAAACAAAGAAGAAAGCAAAAAGAACAGAUGAUGUUGGAAAAAGCACGUAAAAUGCUUAAGAGAGAAAAGAAAAAGAUAACAGAUAUCCAUAAUUUACAAGGCUUAGUAAAACAUGUUGAUACAGUCAGCGAAAAGCAGGAAAAAGCUAGAGAAAUUCGUAAAAGUAAAAAAGAGCAAAAUAAAAAGCUAACAGUGUUGAAUGCUAAUAAAUUUGAAGAACCUGACUUGGAAUUCAAUUUGGGACAGGAAAUUAGUGGUAACUUGAAAAAUCUAAAAACUGAGGGUAAUUUAUUGAUGGAUAGGUUCAAAAGUAUGCAAAAGAGAAGCAUUUUGGCUCCAACCAAAAGGCAUACGCAUAAGAAAGCUAAAGUUAAGAAAUAUACUAAACCGGGACAUAAAAGUGAUGAAUGGAAGAGAACUGUUGCGCGUUCUAUACAAACAUGAUAAAUCUGAUGAUAAACAUUGUAAAGUUUCAAGUUGUAUGUUCUUCAAUUUUUUUUAAUAAAUUUAAUUUAAGUUCAAUUUGCACUUUUAUUAUCAAAAAAUGUUCCUUAUAACUUUCAUGUGAAUAAUAAAAUACUUUUAACUAUUUACCAUUUAUUUUUUCAGAUGUUGGUCCCCAUCCUCAUUGUACCUAUUUAUACCGAUAUCUUUUGUCACUAAAGUUUUCAUUAAUUUUUGUUUGUUUUUUCUAUUCAGUCUAUUCAUUUAUUAAUUGAUCUCCCCUUUCCACUCUUCGUCAUUUCUUUUGAUAAUUUUUCUAAUUUUCAUUUUUUGCUGUACAUAUAGGAAUUUUUGUCUCACUGAGUUUCUGCUGCUAUCCUCCUUAGGUGUUUAAUUGUAUUUUUUU